This is a messenger RNA of Lactuca saligna, 573 nucleotides long. The record is from the annotation of a GenBank genome assembly. NCBI's taxonomy places the organism in Eukaryota, Viridiplantae, Streptophyta, Magnoliopsida, Asterales, Asteraceae.
AUGGAAGGAAUACUCACACCUGAGACGUCUGUUUUACUCAUUGUAGUUGGUUUUUGUGGACUUAUCUUGACUUUUCUUAACUUUGGGGGUCAGCUUCUUUUUCACUUUUGUUAUAGGCAACUGGAUUCCGUUGUUAACAAGAUUCACUUCUAUCUAGCCAUCUUCAACAGGGAGUCACUGAAUGCUCCUGGAUGUGAUGCAAUCCAUAUAACUGAAAUUGAAAUAGACAUUGAUUGCGACACUUUCAUACCAUCUAUCAACACUUUAGAAUUCCAACCAUGGUAUUCGUCAUUCCCACAACUUGAGAAUGGAAUCCUCCAUUCCUUCACUACAUAUAUUCGUGUGAAAAGCUCAGGAAUUGAAGCCCCCAAGGUAAAAACAAUGGAAAAGGGUAGCCAAUCUUAUGCCACAAGGAAAGCCAUGACUGAUGAUGAAAUAGUAGAGAUAGUGUUGUUCCCUGUGGUGAAUGAAGCAUGUCAUGUUUUAGAGGAAAAAAUUAUUGUUAAAGCAUCCGAUCUUGACAUUGCAUCUUUUCUUGGGAUGAGUUUUCCUUUGAUAUCGGUAUGUUCAUAA